Pediculus humanus corporis (human body louse) is the source of this 474-nucleotide messenger RNA. Its product is annotated as 40S ribosomal protein S11, putative. The transcript has 5 exons. Gene Ontology annotation, biological process: translation. Gene Ontology annotation, molecular function: structural constituent of ribosome. The coding region runs from base 1 to 474 and encodes 157 amino acids. NCBI's taxonomy places the organism in Eukaryota, Metazoa, Arthropoda, Insecta, Psocodea, Pediculidae. The record is from RefSeq and is a predicted model, not a curated record. Gene Ontology annotation, cellular component: cytosolic small ribosomal subunit; ribosome.
AUGGCUGAUCAGAAUGAAAAAUCUUUUCAAAAGCAACCUACGGUUUUUUUAAACCGAAAAAAAUCUUUAGGAAUUAAGAAAAAUAAAACUGGAUUGAGGUACAUUCGAAAUGUUGGGUUAGGAUUUAAAACCCCUCGGGAGGCCAUUGAAGGAACAUAUAUUGAUAAGAAAUGUCCAUUCACCGGAAAUGUUUCCAUCAGAGGUCGUAUACUAACUGGAGUUGUUCAAAAGAUGAAAAUGCAAAGAACAAUCGUAAUAAGACGUGAUUAUCUUCAUUACAUUAGAAAGUAUAAUCGAUUUGAGAAAAGACAUAGAAAUAUGUCAAAAUUAAAAUUUCUCUUUAAUUUUAGGGAUGUUGAAAUCGGGGAUGUUGUUACUAUUGGCGAGUGUAGGCCUCUUAGUAAAACUGUGAGGUUUAACGUUCUUAAAGUGACCAAGGGUCAAGGAUCCAAAAAAAGUUUUAAAAAAUUUUAA